UUGCAGUAGCUUGUCCAUCCCCAAUCCCCCCAUCCUACUACUGCGUGCGGCGGCGGUCUCCCCUCCUCGGAAUAGAUCCACUCACUACUACCACCACGAAUCAACCAUGGAGCUCGCAACGGGGGCCAUGGGCUCCCUGCUUCCCAAGCUGAGCGAGCUCAUCACCGAGGAGUACAAGCUCCAGAAAGGCGUGAAGAAACAAAUCAAGUUCCUCAUGCUAGAGCUGGAAGCGAUGCUCGCUGCCUUGCUCAAGAUUGCGGACGUGCCGCGUGACCAGCUCGACGAGCAAACCAAGAUCUGGGCCGACGAGGUCAGGGAUCUGUCAUACACCAUGGAGGAUGUUGUCGACAGGUUCAUGCUGCCCACCAAGGGCUCUGCUCCACCCACCAAUCCAGACAGCUUUAACGAGAUCAUGAGGAAGAUGUUCAAGAGCGGCAAUACUCGCCAUCGGAUCUCCGUCGCGAUCAGAGAUAUCAAGGACCAAGUCCAAGAGGUGUCUCAACGGCAUGCUAUGUUGGAUGUCCCUGUUGCUAAUUCAGUUGCCGCAGUCACCGUCGAUCCUCGCCUGGUGGCCUUAUACGAGGAUGAAAGAGAUCCAGUUGGCUUACAAGAGCCAAGUGACGAAAUAAUCAAGAUGCUGCUGGGAGAUGGGGGUGAUGGUGUGUACACGCAGCAGCUCAAGAUACUCUCUAUUGUCGGGUUUGGGGGAAUGGGGAAAACAACUCUUGCCAAACUAGUGUACGACAGGAUCUCAAAACAAUUCGAUUGCAGAGCUUUUGUUUCUGUAGGUCGUGUUCACCAAGUGAAGAGUGUUUUCAAGGCCAUUCUCCUUCAAAUUGACGAGGAAAAGUAUACAGAUUUCGAUUCAGCAGCACUGGAUGAAGUGCAGUGUAUCUAUCAACUACGAGAGCUGCUUCAGAACAAGAGGUACUUCAUCGUUAUCGACGAUGUAUGGGAUAUUCAGUCCUGGGAAAUAAUCAGAUGUGCUUUGACUGAUACAGAUCUCGGAAGUAUAGUAAUCACAACUACUCGGAUUUUCAGGGUGGCAGAAAUUGCUGGUGAUGUUUACCAGCUAUUACCACUUUCUGAUAGGCAUUCUGAAGAAUUGUUCUAUACAAGAUUAUUUGGUGGUAAAGUCAAACCCCCUGAUGAUCAAACAACUGAUCUAAUUCAGAAGUUCUUACAAAAAUGUGGCGGUGUACCACUAGCUAUCACUACUAUAAGUAGUUUGUUGUCCGGUAAACCAAAGGAUGAUUGGCAUAAGGUGUAUAGCAGUAUUGGUUUAAGGCUUAGCGAUGACACUACCGUGGAUAGCAUAAGACCUAUCAUCUUAUUGAGCUAUCAAGAUCUACCUCAUCGUCUAAGGGUCUGCUUAUUGCAUCUGAGCAUAUAUCCGGAAGAUUAUAUAGUCAGAAAAGAUACAUUGAUAUGGAAGUGGGUAACCGAAGGUUUUGUGCGUGAGGAACCAGGAGUAGGGCUAUUUGAGCUCGGGGAGCAAUACUUGAACGAGCUUAUAAAUAGAAGCAUGGUCCAACCCCUAGAGAACCCACAUAGUGGUGUUAUAAUUGGUUGCCGUGUCCAUGAUUUGGUGCUUGAUAUGAUCUGUUCCAUGGCAGCAGAAGAAAACUUUGUUACCGUACUGGACGAUAACAAGCAACGCACAUCUUCACGAAUUAAAGGUCGCCGGUUAGCCCUCCAAAAGAAAGUUAUAGAUGGGCAGGAUCAUCUGGAUAACACUCUCAUGUCACAUAUGAGGUCAUUUAACGCCAUCGGAUGCCAUACUAGUGUGUUGCCAUCACUGUCGAGCUUCAAAGUUUUGCGUGUCCUAGCUAUAGAAGAUUCUAUCUUUCUGGAAGGUAAUUCUUAUCAUCUAAAACACAUCGGAGUGUUGUGUCAUCUGAGAUAUCUGGGGCUAUGGAGAACCCCUAUCCAUGAGCUUCCAGAAGAAAUAGGGAAUCUACAGUUUCUGCAAAUGCUGGACCUGAGGCAAACAGGGAUACGAGAUUUGCCGUCGAGUGUUAAUCGUCUAAGGAAUCUCAGGUGCCUGCGUGCUGACAGUGGUUCCGCAAGAGUGCCUGAUGGGAUGGGGAAACUGAUAUCCCUGGAAGAGCUACAGUUGGGCGAUGUCAGCAGUUCCCCGAACUUUGUGAAAGAACUGGGCAAGCUGACAGAGUUGAGAGAGCUGAGGAUCUGGAUUCAGGUGUUAGAUGAGAGGUCCAAGAAAGCUUUGGUGGAGUCUCUUAGCAAUAUGCAGAAAAUUCAAGUUUUGCAUCUUGAUGGUGGGCUGUGGAUUGAGGAUGCCGAAUGGGAAGGCUACGUACCCCCUCGGCAACUCCGUCAUCUAAGCCUACGGAUCAAAUCAUCGAGGCUGCCGAGGUGGAUUAACCACUCGCUUCUUCCGAACCUCUCCCACUUAUCAGUGGAAGUGAUGGUUCUGGAGGCGAAUGAUCUGGUGAUCCUUGGGAUGUUCCCACAGCUCCUUACUCUCAAGCUGUUCGUGCCAAACAUCUCCCUCGAUAUCAGGGGUGCUGGUGCAUUCCCCAAGCUGAGACACUGCUACGCAUCUGGAAUGCUCCGGUUCCUACAGGGAGCCGCUCCACGCCUUGAAUCUGUCAAUUUCAAUGUCCUAUUGUGGGACUUGAAGGGUGCCAACUUUGAGUUUGGUAGCUUGGGGAACCUCCCUAUGCUUCAGAAAGUCAGAGUUGAAAUCUUCUACUCAGAUGCCCAUGGUGCUACAGAGGUGAAGGAGGCAGAGGCAGCCCUGAGGCACGCUGUCGACCUCCAUCCCAACAGUCCCCACCUUGAUAUCAGCAAAUACAAAUCGUCCUUUGAUGAGCUGAACGCUGAGAAUGAAGAGGAGGAGGAAGAAGAUGAUGACGAGUAGGAGGAGGAGGAGGAGGAGGAGGAUGACAAAUGCUCACUGACUGUGAAUGUGAGCUAGCUGUGCUGUACAAUCCUACCCGCCUGCUGGUAUGCAGCUCAUCUGGUUGGUACUGUGAAGACUUUAACAAUCAUCCACGCGACCAGCUGCAAGUGAGACCACAUCUCAUUGAGAUUCACAUGAUUGGGAGCUUAUCUUCCUUCCCAUGUGGGAUUAGGGUUAAGCAAGACCACAUCCAAUUCCAUGCAAGACUCGUAACUGCCAAAAGAUGAUGCUCGAACUCUAUUUAUUCCACAAAUGUACUGUGCAUCUGUAAUUCUUCCCUUCUACUUGUAUGGCUGUUGUUAUUUGCUACUGUGUCAACUGGAGAACGUACCAUUGCAUCUCCAGGAUGCCACCUGCUUGUUGUAACCUUCAGUUUAUCGGUACCUUGAACGCUUUAGCUCAUGAUCAUUUUUUUUCGACAAGAGAGCUUUUAUUGAACUUAAAAGUGGCAUCAAGGAGAUACAUCAAACAAGCUCCUGAUCAUGUUAAUAAGCU
This is a messenger RNA of Brachypodium distachyon (stiff brome), 3421 nucleotides long. RefSeq names its product putative disease resistance RPP13-like protein 3. The coding region runs from base 107 to 2884 and encodes 925 amino acids. Gene Ontology annotation, molecular function: ADP binding. The record is from RefSeq and is a predicted model, not a curated record. Gene Ontology annotation, biological process: defense response to other organism. NCBI's taxonomy places the organism in Eukaryota, Viridiplantae, Streptophyta, Magnoliopsida, Poales, Poaceae. The transcript has 4 exons.